Candidula unifasciata is the source of this 347-nucleotide messenger RNA. The record is from the annotation of a GenBank genome assembly. NCBI's taxonomy places the organism in Eukaryota, Metazoa, Mollusca, Gastropoda, Stylommatophora, Geomitridae.
AUGUCCCGUCAGACAGCGACCUCUACGGUUCGAGAAUGGUCAAACACGACAGCUGCCUCCAACCUUGACCCGGUCAGUAAUGAGCUCAGAGAGAUCUUCCAGGUCGUCGUGUUCUGCCUCAUGUCGGGGAUCACCAGUUUGUUUGGAACAGGAGCGAACAUUAUCAACAUUACAAUUUUCAUCCGACAAGGCUUUAAGGACAGUAUCAACGUCAGUUUGCUGGGACUGGCUGUAGCUGAUCUGGGAUGUGUGCUCACCAUGUUCUGGAUGAGUUUAGGCUUCUGUCCCCUGUUCCAACACGCUGAUCUUCCUGUUCAACCCCCUGGAUGUGAUCUAUGUCACUGGAG